Molecule: messenger RNA, 6591 nt
Organism: Erpetoichthys calabaricus (reedfish)
Lineage: Eukaryota; Metazoa; Chordata; Cladistia; Polypteriformes; Polypteridae
Gene: lyst
Product: lysosomal trafficking regulator
Exons: 22
Coding region: 118-6591 (2157 amino acids)
Biological process (GO): intracellular protein localization
Cellular component (GO): cytosol; membrane
Molecular function (GO): protein kinase binding
Source: RefSeq, a predicted model, not a curated record
UGCUGUAUCUGCACCAUAGAGAUGCACUCCGGGAAACUUGACAGCCAUCGUCUAACAUUUCAACGGAUGGGAGAGACAGAGGUUUAGCUUCUGCGAGUUGGGCACUCACUAACUGACAUGGCCAGCCUACAUCCAAUGAAUCUGUCGAAGGCAUGGGAAAGAUACAUCCAUUGCAGGCUGCACGGGUCUAACCAGCAGGCAAGCCUUGAAUACUUGGAGAAGUUCCUCUGUACAUUUCAUUAUUCCAGGCAUAUAGGGAAUCUCGGUCUAAAUGAUGUGGUAAAGUUCUGCUCUGAUAUGAGCAGUGCCAGCAACACCUUGGCCAGGGAGUUCUUAACAGAUGUCCAUCAAUUAUGCAAUGCAGUGGCCCAGAGGGCAGAGGCCAGGGAGGAAGAUGAAGAGGAAGAAGAAAGCCAUAUGGUGGCUCUUGGAGAGUACCUUGUACGUGGUCGGGGCUUUUUACUUCUUAGUACUUUGGAUUCCAUUAUUGACCAGGAGUUAACCUGCAGGGAGGAAUUACUCACUUUGCUUCUUUCCUUACUUCCUCUUGUUUGGAAGAUCCCAGUGCAAGUGGAGAAAGCACCAGAUUUCUCUUUACCUUUGUUACUGGAUGUCAUCUUUCCUACGGAAUAUAGGAAAAACCAAGAGACAACAGGUUCUGAGGAGCUGGGGUCAUCUAAGAAUGCUGUGGGCAAUAAGUUCAAGGCACGACAUCUACGUCGAAGCAUCCAUCGAUACUCUAUUCGGAAUGCACAAAAGUCCCAGCUUUCUACAUCAGACUCUGAUGCCACAUCUGAUGAUAGAACUUCCUUUUCAAGCAAACACAGAAGGUCGCACGGCUUGCCUUCUCUUAUAAGCCACCAGCACCACCCAUCAUUUGCCAGAGAGUUUCAAAUAACAGAAACCAUGAAUUCCUUGGACAGAACUGAGCAAGAGCAAUUUGGAUAUUCUAUACAAGACUCUGAUAUGCUGACGGACCCUGCGGCCCUUUCCAUUCUCAACCGUAUGGAGAAUUCCCCCUUUGAUCUGUGCCAUGUCCUUUUAUCCCUGUUGGCAAAGGUUUGCAAAUUUGACAUGGAGUUGAAUCAUAAUCCUGCAUUAGCUGUCAGUGUAGUUCCCACUUUGACAGAAUUUCUAAUGGAGUUUGGUGAUUGCUGUGUACCUGAAGAUACUGCAGCCAGAGGCGCAGGACAAUUAGGAAGUGAAAGUCUAGCCCAUGGCUGGACAGAAGAGCCCAUAGCUCUUGUUCAGAGAAUGAUUCUACGCACUAUCCUUCAUCUAAUGUCUGUAGAUGUAGGACGGAGAGAAUCUUUACCAGACACUUUAAGGAGACAUCUAACUGAUCUUCUGCGAGCAACUCUAAAAAUUCGAAGCUGCCUUGAAAAACAAGCAGAUCCCUUUGCACCACGACCCAAAAAGACCCUUCAAGAGAUUCAGGAUGAUUUCACAUUUUCUAAGAAUCGACACAGGAUCCUUCUGCUUCCUGAGCUGCUGGAAGGUGUGCUUCAGAUACUUUUGAACUGUCUGCAGGCAGCUAUACCAAAUCCCUUCUUUUUUAGUCAAGCAAUAGAACUUAUUCAUGAGUUUGUUCAACACACUGGGCUAGAACUUUUUGAGACCACAGUAUUACAAAUGGAGUGGCUAGCUACUAGAGACCCAGACAUCUCUGGUGAAGCAGCUGAACACGCACAUAGCCUAAUUAGUGGAGUGCUAAAAAUUGUCAGUGCAGUCAAGAAGGCCAAAUCUGAGCAGCUGCACCAAUCACUGUGUGCACGACGUCGCCAUCGCCGUUGUGAAUAUUCACAUUUUCUCCACCACCAUCGCGACCUAUCUGGCCUUCCAGUCUCUGCCUUCAAACAGCUAGCUGGCCGUAAUCCUUUUGAGGAAGAUGUUUCAGGUGGUGAGAUACAUUAUCCUGAUAGAUGUUGCUGUUUGGCAGCUUGCACCCAUCAGUGUCUUCGCCUUCUUCAGAAUUUCUCUUCCUCAAGUGCAACCUGCCUCCAGAUUCUGACUGGAGUGCAAGCUGUGGGUAUCUGUUGUUGCAUGGAUCCUCACUCAGUAGUGGUUCCUCUGCUCCAUGCCUUUCGCUCACCUGCCCUGCGUAGUUACCAGUCCCAAGUGCUAAGUAUUUUAAGUAGGCUUAUCCUUGAGCAGUUAGGUGGUGGACAACCUUCUGAGAAAUUCAAGCUAGCCUCUUGUAAUAUCUGCACUGUGGACAGCAGCCAACUUUUAAGCAUUGAAGAAAUGUUAUAUGGUAGCAGUACACCAGGGAAUGAUCCUGGGCCUGGUUUCUCUAGUCCGUCUUACCGGUCACAGGGAAUUCUUCCCAGUGGUGGGGCAGAGGACAUGUUGUGGAAGUGGGAUGCCUUAGAGGCUUAUCGGGAUCUAGUAUUUAAUGAUGAUCGACAGUUAAGCCUACAGAUUGCAAACCAUAUUUGUCAGCUGGUUCAGAGAGGAAAUGCUAUUGUUCAGUGGCAGUUGUACACUCAUAUCUUUAAUCCAGUCCUCCAGAAAGGAGUCGAACUAGCCCAUCAUGCACAGCAACUUGGCGUUACCACCUCUUGUACCCAGAUUUGCAGCUAUCAUAGCAAGUGCUUGUGGCUGGAUGUCCUUCACGUCUAUCUCCAGACAUUACCGUUGCUGUUUAAAUUCAGGGUAAUUAGAGAUUUGUUUUUAAAUUGCAAUGGAUUAAACCAAGUUACUGAGCUAAUAUAUUUGGACUCAGUAAGAAUAUCUGCUUUAAAAGUGUUUGAGACGUUCAUCCUUUGUAUUGGAGAACAACAGAUGGGCAUAGGUCUUCAGGAAUUAGAGACCAUAGAAGCUACAAAGAGAGAGCCUGAUGAAAUCAUUAAGGACUAUUCAACUUUUAACUCUUUGGGCAAAGUCAUAAGUGAUACUCCUCAAAGUUUAAGCAAGUUUUAUGCAGGGUUGAAAGAAGCAAAUCCGAAGAGAAGGAACCGUGGAGUUAAAAGCAACAGUGAAGCACACUUUAAUGCUAUCAAUCUGUUCUUAUGCUUGGCUUUCAUAUGUGUUAGUAAAGAAGCAGAUUCUGACCGGGACUCUGCCAAUGACUCUGAGGACACUUCCGGAUAUGACAGCACCGCAAGUGAGACUUUACAUGGCCGUCUUCCUUGCUUGUCCCCAGACAGUGUGGUUUUACCUUCUCAAGAUCAAAUCCGAAAGGCAGCUGAUAUCUGGUCUGCAUGCCGUGGGAUCUAUUUGUCCAGCCCCAUGUUCCAGAAGCAGUUCUUCAAAUUAGGUGGAUUGGAUGUCUGUAAUCGCUUAAUGAUGAUUUUAAUUCAGAACUUGUUGCCAAGGCACAUAGACUUCACAGUUAAAAAACAGGAAACCAAUGCUGAAAAUAAGUGUUUAAAUGAGCACACCAUCCCAAACCAAAAUAUUCUUUUGGUGUCUGGUAUUUCAGAUACUGCCAGUAAUUUGUCUGUUAAAGGAGAGGCAACACUGCCUUUUACUGUGAUUCAUAAUGAAGAUCAUAGCUUGCGGGCUGAACAAAAUGUUGGAGUUAAAGAUCUUUCUGAUAAGACUGAUGAGUGGUCCUUCCAGAGCAUACGACUUUUUGAAGCCCUCUUGGUAAUCUACCUCCACAGUGCAAGUUCAUGUACCCAGAAAACAGAACCCGACGUUUUCUCUAAGAAUUUAUCAGUGGAUGAAAUUAUGUCUGAAAUUCGGGAUCAGCUCUACAAAUCUGCUGUAGUCUCUUCUGAACUAGCCAAACCAUUGUUUGACUCUCUGCUACGUGUUGCACUGUCUGAGACUUCUACAGACUCUGAAAAAUGUGAAUUGAAAGCAGAAAGGAAGCAUCAGUUAGAUGGUGAAUCUUCCUGUCAGCCAAGUGAACUCUCUGAAGAUGCAGAAGAAUCCAGCUGUCACAGCAUCAAGUUGUUCAAAGAAGAGGAGGGCUAUGAGGCCGACAGUGAGAGCAACCCAGACGAUAAAGUUGCUAAAGAUGAUGCCGCAAGACAAGAUUCUGCCCAAAUUUUGGAGAAUGGACAUGAUAAUAAACUGGAGAGCACUGGCAAUGGUGAACUUUUAUAUCCUGAAAUCUGCAUGUUGGAACUGCAGCUGCUGUCCACCUGCUCACCACAUCUGGAAGUGCUUACCCAUACCUUCCAAAGUCUGCUGUCAGCCAUCAAGCGUAGUCAUCGUAAUACUAUGCUAAUGUAUCAACAAGGGGCAGUCAGAACAAUUUUGGGAGGUUUCCAAAGUAUUUUGAGCCAGUCAGAAUCAUCAUUUUCAGAAUGUCAAGCAGUGCUGGUUGAUCUCUUGGUCUCCCUGGUCACUUUUCAGAUUUCAUCAGAUGAACUUGUGCUGCUUCUUCGUUUAUUUUUAGAAAAAAAUCCUCCUACAGAAAUUCUUCUGAAUGGGUUCUUAAAAAUUGUGGAGGACAAUAUGCAUAUGGCUCCUCAGCAGUACCUAGCUUUUCCACUGUUCAUAAAUGCUAGUUCUGCCAAUUCAAUUUUGUCGGCUCCAAAGCAAACAUCUGUCUUAAGUGCUAAGACUGCAGCUAUUCUUAAACGUGGAAAGAUGACAACAAGCAAGAAAGACUUUGAUGGGGACAUUUUAAGUCAUCAUUUGUCAUCAUCUUGGCAUGUAGCACCUAUCCACCUUCCACUAGUUGGACAGAACUGCUGGCCACAUAUGGCAGAUGGCUUUAGUGUUUCUCUUUGGAUUAAAACAGAGUGGCCUCUUGAGAGGUCUGCAGAGAAAAGGAAGAAACCAAAGAGAAGUAAGCUGGUCGCUUUUUGGGACAGCAGCUUGGAUAGUGCAGAAGUUGAUAAGUCUACACCCAUUGAUUACCAAAGUAUGGCUACUAAUGGAGAUAAGUUAGUUGAAGAUGGAUGUCUUCACUUGAUUUCCUUGGGUUCAAAGGCAUUAAUGUUGCAGGUGUGGACAGAUUUAAAUACAGGAGCAUUUAUUUUCAGAAUUUGCAUUGAUCCAAACGAUGAAAUGAAAGCAGGUGUAUUGGCACAAGCUGAGUCGCAGGAGAGUGUUCUGACUCAUGGAACGUGGCAGCAUAUAGCCUUUACUUACCAUCAGCAACCAGAAAGCAAAAAAAAUGUCCAUGGGAAGCUAACAAUCUGGGUGUCUGGUGAAAGGAGAUCAGAUGUUGCAUUAGACUAUGCUAUUCCGAGAAAAACUAGUCUGUCAUCUGACAGCAACAAAACAUUUUGUAUGCUUGGGCAUUGCACUUCAGCUCAGGAGGAUCUCACAAGAUUAGUUGGCAGAUGGCAAAUUGGGAACCUUCUCCUGUUUAAUGGCUCAGUAAUUGGUGUUGAGGAGGCAUUCCAUUUGUAUACUUCUGGUCCUGAAUUAUCCUCCAUCAUGCCCUGCAAGUAUGGAAAAUCAAAACUGAAUUACUCCAAAUAUAUUAGUCUUGAGAGAUUACAAUGUGAAAAACUUAAGGAACUCUUGAUGAAAAACAGUGACGUUGACACAGGGCCACUAGUGGAAAGUCUGGCUAUUGUUUAUGCUUCUAGCUCUCCUUACCAUUAUACUAUUUAUGAACCAGUGAUCCGACUAAAAGGGCAAAUAAAGACAGUGCCCUCUCAAAGACCAUUCAGUGCUAAAGAAAUUCAGAGCACCAUACUUGACUUGAUAGCCCUGAAAAGCCUCCAGAUUUUGGAAAACCAGGGACUCCAGAGUAUACUGCAUAAAAUUGGGGGCACAGGUUCCUUUAUCUUCCUCUUUGCCAGGGCAGUGGAGCUCAGUGAUUGUGAGAAGAUCCAAGCUUUGGCUUUGCAACUUGUGCUGUCUUUAUGUAAAUACAAUUCACAUAGGAUUCAAGAGAUGGACAGUUCCAAUGGUUACUCCAUGAUACAUCAGGUUCUUAUUAAAUCAAAAUGCAUUGUUGGAUUUUAUAUGUUAAAGACAUUGUUGGAUGGUUGCUGUAGUACUGAAAUCCUGAAUAUGAGUGAAGAAGGGUGUCUUAUUUUGAACCCUGAAUCAAAUGCUGUCAUCCAGGAUGUUAAACUGUUAUCUGAGGUUCUGUUAGACUGGAAAGUGUGGGCUAAAGCGCAGUCUGGUGUUUGGGAAGCAUUGCUGGCUGGUUUGGAGAUUCUUAUACGAGUAAACCACCCACAACAGAUGUUUAAUAUCAAGCAACUUCUCAAAGCUAAUGUGGUCCACCACUUUCUUCGCACAUGUCAAGUGUUGCAGGAGCAUCGAGAUGAACACUUGAAAUCUAUACCCAGACAAGUCUGCUGCUCAUUUGUGAAAAUUAUUCAAGAGGUUCUUGGCUCACCUCCAGAUCUAGAUCUUCUGAGAAUGAUUUAUAACUUUCUUCUGGCAGUGCACCCACCCACUAAUACUUAUGUCUGUCACACACCCACAAGUUUUUAUUUUUCCCUGCAUAUUGAUGGGAAAAUCUAUCAGGAAAAGGUUCAGUCAAUGAUUUACCUGAGACAUUCUAGCAGUGGGGGAAGGACAAGUGGAAGCCCUGGACCACCAGUUACACCAUCUGGCUUUACAGAGGCACCAUCCGAAGGUUUGAAUAUUGAUUAUUUAUUCUCCACUAGUAGCACAAAUGUUCUGAACAUGUCCAAAGGGUCUAAUUUAGGGAAAUAUGCAUAA